Messenger RNA from Amyelois transitella, 744 nucleotides. RefSeq names its product zinc finger protein 436-like. The transcript has 2 exons. Gene Ontology annotation, biological process: regulation of transcription by RNA polymerase II. Bases 1 to 744 code for a protein of 247 amino acids. Gene Ontology annotation, molecular function: DNA-binding transcription factor activity, RNA polymerase II-specific; RNA polymerase II cis-regulatory region sequence-specific DNA binding. The record is from RefSeq and is a predicted model, not a curated record. Lineage: Eukaryota; Metazoa; Arthropoda; Insecta; Lepidoptera; Pyralidae.
AUGGACGGUGCUGUUGGUCAGGGUGGAUCUCUGCCCAGCUUUGACGUUGAUACUGCGUCAGCUGACACAUCUAGAGCUGACAAACGGCAACCAGGUGCAGGAAGUACAACCAACAGGACACAGCGCGAGUCUCGACGGGAGUCAACGUCACGGAGUGGUCAGGGUCCACUCCAAUGUGAUGUUUGUGAUAGACGUUUUAAAUGUAAAUCCAAAUUUGACAAACAUUAUAGAACUCAUACUGGCGAAAAACCUUAUAAAUGUGACGUUUGUCAACGCGGUUUUGGUCAGAAGGGUGAUUUAACAAAACACAGGAGAACUCACACUGGCGAAAAACCUUAUGAAUGUGAAGUGUGUCAACGCCGAUUUAAUUUAAAGGGAAACUUAUUACAACAUCGUAGAACUCAUACUGGCGAAAAACCUUAUGAAUGUGACGUGUGUCAACGCGGAUUUGUUCAGAAGGGUGAUUUAACAAAACACAGUAGAACUCACACUGGCGAAAAACCUUAUGAAUGUGACGUGUGUCAACGCAGAUUUAAUGUGAGGAGUAGUUUAAAAAGACACCUUAGAACUCACACUGGCGAAAAACCUUAUGAAUGUGACGUGUGUCAACGCAGAUUUAAUGAAAGGAGUAGUUUAAAAAGACACUUUAGAACUCAUACUGGUGAAAAACCUUAUGAAUGUGACUGUUACGCCGUCGCAAGGCGGAAUUUACUUCGUGUCAUUGCCUCACUGACUCACUUUUAG